UACUUUGGCGGUAAAAGUUAUUAGCUACAAAAUACGAAUUCUACCUGCAAAUAAAAGUAUUCUAUUCGUUAGUUUAAAAAUAGAAAUUGUUAUAUCGUCAUAAUAAUCACGUACAAAUGGAAAGAUUAAGAGAAUUUGAAGAUCUUGACGAAGAAGUAAAAGAACUUUUGGAAAACUACAAAUUUAAAAGAGCUACAUUUUACGAACCUUGCACUCGAAACAACAUAAAAGAUUGUUUGAUAGGUCUUUCAGAGGAAUUAAGCGUUUUUAACAUAAAUUACAUAUUUAACCCUCAUAUUGACAUUGAAAAUGAUACUUUAAAUACUGAUGCAUUGGUCAAACUUGUUAAUUCAAUUUGGACAUUAUUACACAAAUAUAAAAGUGUUAAAGAGAAGAGUGAUCAUUUGAUGGAACAAAAUCAUAUACUUGAAAAUAGCAAUAGACAUUUGAAUGAUUCCAUUGGAAAAUUACGGGAUAAAGUGAAUUUGGAAAAAAAUGAAUCUAGAGCAUGUGUUGCCUCUGCUCAAAGGGUGUCAGAUCAAUCAAAUGAGUUUUAUCAAAAGUUAAUUGAAACUCGAGCUAAACUAAAUCAGGUUGUUAAACAAAAGGAAGCCAACGAAAAAUGUUUGCAAAACAAAGUAGCAAGGUUAAAGUUGGACAAUGAAAAAUUAAUGGAUCGACUAAGAGGUAAAACAAGCAAUUUUACUCCAUGUGCUGAUGUAUGUGAUGCUACUCUGACGCAAUUGAAGGAUCGAGAAAGAAAACAAAGAACUGUUAUAGCACAACUACAAGCAAAUAAUCAAGAAUUACUCAGAGAAGUAAUUGCCAUGAAAGAAGAGCUUUUGCUUGCUGGAAUAACAGACCUCAGAUUAAAAAAAUAACACUUGUCAGACUAAACCUGACACAAAAAAUGUUUAAUAUUUUUCAUGGCUGGAGCCAGGGUGGAUUCAAACACCCCUCCUGAAAUAAUUUCUAAUCUGACUAUGCUCGUAACUUUGUAGUGUAUGAGUACGAGUUGAUAUUAUGUUCUGUAAUGACUAGUGCAAAUAGGUUUUGCACCAAAAGAAAUGUAUAGUAGAGUAAGUCCAAUUUAAACCCAACCCAAUUAAAAGUAAUUGUAAUAAAAAUAACAGAAAAAAUAAAUUACGGAAAGUCAGAG
Molecule: messenger RNA, 1159 nt
Organism: Zerene cesonia (dogface butterfly)
Lineage: Eukaryota; Metazoa; Arthropoda; Insecta; Lepidoptera; Pieridae
Exons: 4
Coding region: 117-881 (254 amino acids)
Source: RefSeq, a predicted model, not a curated record